This is a messenger RNA of Sordaria macrospora k-hell, 1455 nucleotides long. RefSeq lists its product as uncharacterized. Lineage: Eukaryota; Fungi; Ascomycota; Sordariomycetes; Sordariales; Sordariaceae. The record is from RefSeq and is a predicted model, not a curated record.
AUGGGUCUCCUCCCUCUCACAUAUCGACGUCCAGUUUACGUCGACAAGGACAACAUCGCACUCAGCGAUGAGUCCAAUGCUGGCCACAACACCCUUAGCAAUGCCCCUACCAAUGACAGUGAAGCAGGACUAGAGAAGACGGAACAAAGCCUGAAGCCGGUCAACUCGGGGAGCAUCGCGGGAAUCCCAUCAGCGUUGAGCUUUGAUAAGAUCAUCGAGGGUGGAACAUGUCCACCAUGCACCGUCCGAGACUUUAUGAACUACCUGAUAUACGUGGAGCGGUCAGCCGAGAACCUGCAAUUCUUUCUGUGGUAUCGCGACUAUGUGAAGCGUUUCGAACAAGCCAAGACAUGGGACCUUGCGCUCGCCCCAGAAUGGACAUCAGCCAUGGAGGAGGAAGCCAUCCAGAAGAUCCAGAGAGACCAGGCUGAGAAGGCCCGCAAGAAGCCAAACAGUAAAACAGGAGACGUGACGGUCGAGAUAUUCAAGGGUACCGAUUUUGAAAAAGGAUCGACCCCGGUGCUGUCGAGUCCGAGAGGCCGGAGUACAUCAGACUUGCCUGAGGGCGCCCGAACGGGCAGCAACAAUCCGUUCGGACCGCCGCCGGAUACUCCGCGUGGUUACCACCAUGAUACAUUCUCCUCCGAGUAUGUCGGUUCAAGUAUGGCGACGACAUACCGCACGCAGGCGACCGAUGCCUUCACCACAGCAGGCAUCAAGCCACCAUUCACCAUCCAGCCAUUCCGAAAAGAAAUCGACCGUGUGAUAGCCACUUAUAUCAUGGAUGACGCGCCCCGACAGCUGAACCUCUCCGACAAGGAGCAAAAAGCCGUCCUGCAAGCGCUUGCGCACACGACACACCCGUCCGCGUUCCGCAUCAUCAUCGCGCCCAUUGAGUCUGCGCUGCGUCGGCAGGCGCACCCCAACUUCAUCCGCUGGUCCAUCUGCAACGGCAAUCCAGCGCGCGUCUUCUUCGCGCGGGGCCUCGGCGUAGCGCUCAUCCUGCUCAGCACCGCGGUCGCCAUCGUGCUGACUCUGUCAAAGGCGGGCCGCGGCUAUCGCGCGCUGGCGGCCAUUGGCUGGGUGCUGGGCAUCUCGACGUUGAUCGCGGCGUACAAGGGCAUGUGCGUGGUCCUGCACGGCUUGCAUCACCGGCAUAUUCGCCCGUGGGAGCUGUUCAUGACGGAGGAGGAGGACGGGGAAGAGGGCACGCAGGCGAAGCGGUCGUUUGAUAGCUUCGGGUCCGGCAACAGCUAUGAAGAUGAGCCGUGGGUGGUCCGGUACCAGAAGCGCAACGUGAUCCGCAAGAUCUUUGAUCGCGAGGUGUGGAUCCAGGAACCGAUGUUGCGCCAGAUUCAGGACACGAUUGCGGUGCAGAGCAUGUUGUGCGCGCUGGUGAUGUCGGCCAUCCUGACGGCCAUCUUUGUGGCCGUGCCUGGAGGGGACUUGUUUUGA